Molecule: messenger RNA, 1644 nt
Organism: Volvox carteri f. nagariensis
Lineage: Eukaryota; Viridiplantae; Chlorophyta; Chlorophyceae; Chlamydomonadales; Volvocaceae
Exons: 10
Biological process (GO): riboflavin biosynthetic process
Molecular function (GO): 5-amino-6-(5-phosphoribosylamino)uracil reductase activity; diaminohydroxyphosphoribosylaminopyrimidine deaminase activity; NADP binding
Source: RefSeq, a predicted model, not a curated record
GGCGUCACGCAGCCGCACCCGAACAUGGCCUGCAUCUUGGUGGGCCCGGAUGGCAGCAAGAUAUCGGAGGCGUACCAGCGGGCGCAGGGUACGACCUCAGCGGAGGUUCUCGCGGUGACUGCUGCCGGCGGCGCGGCUCGCGGGGCCACGGCGUACUUAAAUUUGGAGAGCGGGGACUGCCACGGGGAGAUGGCGGCGGUGGAUGCCCUAGUUCGCGGCGGCGUGUCGCGAGUGGUGGUGGGGUUGCGGCACCCGCUACGGCACCUGCGAAGUCGGGCCAUUGGCAUGCUGCGGGCCGGCAGCUUCGACGGCGACGACGCGACGUCGGCGGCUGCGUACGGCGCCAUGUCGGCGUGUCUCGCCGCCAACGAGGCCCUGCUUCAUCGGUCGGUGUUGCGGCGGCCGCUGGGGGUGCUCAAGUACGCCAUGACGCUUGACGGCAAGAUCGCCACCAAUAUCGGACACAGCUCCUGGGUCUCUAGUCCUCAGAGCCGGGGUCUUGUGUUUGAGAUGCGCGCUCGUUCGGACGCCGUGAUUGUGGGCGGCAACACUGUCCGGCGUGACAACCCGCGACUGACCACCCGCCGGGAGGGCGGCCACACGCCCGCGCGCAUUGUCAUGUCGAGGACGUUGGACCUUCCGGAGGACGCCAAUUUGUGGGACGUGACGCUUGCACCCACCAUCGUGCUUACGCAGCGCGGCGCCCGCACGCGCUUCCAGGCUGCGUUGCGCUCCGCCGGCGUCGAGGUGGUGGAGUUUGACUUUCUGACGCCCGAGUCCGUGGCGGAUUAUUGCCAGGAGCGGGGCUUCCUGCAGUGCUUUUGGGAGUGCGGCGGCACGUUGGCGGCACCCACCAUCGCGUCGGGUGUAGUGCACAAGGUGAUGGCCUUUGUUGCGCCCAAGAUCAUCGGCGGCGUGCGGGCCCCUACCCCGGUGGGUGAGCUGGGCUUCGUGGAGAUGACCCAGGCUGUGGAGCUGUCGGACACCUCCUGGUCUCAGGUUGGACCGGACCUAAUGAUGACCGGCUACAUGCCCGCCAGCGGCGGGCUAUGGGCCUUGGAAGCCGCGCUGGAGGCGGCGGACGAGGAAACUGCCGCCGACGCUGCUGCCGUACCUUCCCGGAGGCGAGGUCCCGGCUCGCCUCAAAGCCGGUCGGUCGCGUUUUACAAGGCCUGGGACCGCUGGGGCGCCUUGUCCAACUUUUCCCCGCAUCCAAUCGUCAUGCCCGUCGAGCUGCCUGGCGGUCGCGACGGCGGCGCCGCCACGCGACGAUGGGCUAGCGUGGAACAUUAUUACCAGGCGCACAAGUUCUCUGGUGGACAUCAUCAAGACGCGGCGGCGGUGAUGGAGGCCAUAGCGGCGGCGCCGUCACCGGAGGAAGCUGCACGCAUCGGCCGCCGUGCGGAACGUACGAGACCGGAGCUCCUCCGCCGCGACUGGGCCACUGCCAAGGUCGCGUUUAUGCACGCGGCGCUGCGGGCCAAGUUCUCCACCCACCCGGGACCGAGGGCGAUGUUGCUUGCGACGGCGGGCGCUAGUCCACAUGACUAUUACUGGGGAGCUGGGUACGACAGGACAGGACAGAACAAGUUGGGCCGGCUGCUCAUGCAGGUGUGUUGGGUGGGGUGGGGUGGGGUGGGGUGA